CUGAAGACUCCAAACUCCAUCUGCUCAGCUCUCCCCAGAGCCAAACAAACCAUUCUCCAAAAUGUCCACCAAACGCAUCACAAAGGAAUUCGCCGAAGUCUCCCAAACGCCCCCCGAAGGCUUCACCGUCUCCCUCCCCCCCAACGCCUCCGUCCAUACCUGGCACAUCACCCUCCAGCCGCCGCCCCAAUCGGCCUUUUACCCAGGCCGCUUCGGCAUCCUCCUCACUUUACCCACCGACUACCCCUUCAAGCCGCCCGUCGUCAAGUUCGUCACCCGCCUCUACCACCCAAACGUCACAAACGACUCCCUCGGCAACGUCUGCCUCGGCAUCCUCAAGGCCGAGAACUGGAAGCCCAGCACAAAGAUCGUCUCCGUGCUCGAGGCCGUGCGCAACCUGCUCGUCGAGCCCCAGCCCGACGACCCGCUCGAGGAGCGCAUCGCCGACGAGUAUCGCAACGAUAGGGCCACGUGGGAGCAAAAGGCCAAGGCUCAGGUCACUAAGUAUGCGCUUGAGGACCCGGUCUUUCCGGCGACGGCGGCUUAGAAUCUCUCUGGAGAUGUGGAGGGGCUCUCUUUACAAUAAUGAAAAGGCAAGGGGGUAGGAGUUGGACGCGAACUAGAAUUUAACAACAGUCAAGAGAGAGACAGAAAGGCUGAGAGAAGCUUUGGCUUUCGAUACUUACAUGGUGGAGAUCGUAACGGACGUCUAC
Messenger RNA from Trichoderma atroviride IMI 206040, 713 nucleotides. The record is from RefSeq and is a predicted model, not a curated record. Lineage: Eukaryota; Fungi; Ascomycota; Sordariomycetes; Hypocreales; Hypocreaceae.